GUACUUGAAAUUUUGGGAGCAGAUCGCGAAUACCUGAGCACCCGGAUACUUGUUACAGCCCUAGUAGUACGGAUGGUCAAACUGUAGGACGUCUGACUGAGGUGAUUUAAAAUGUAUUUGAUAACAAUAUGAAAAACUGUAACAGGGCUCAUACUUUCUUGUAUUUUUGUCCCUACAGUCCUCCCCCAGCAUUGGUUGAUAGAAGAGGAAGAUCUCUGCAACCAGCAGAGGAACUUCAGAGUGAAACAGAAUGAUCCAGAACCUACACAGACAAAAGAGGAACUGGUGGAACUAGAAAUUCUACAGAUUCAAAAGGAGCAGGAAGAACAAGAACCUCCACAGAUAAAAGAUGAGCAGGAGGAACUUGAACCUCCAGAGACUGAAGAGCAAGAGAGACAAGAACCUCCACAGACUGAAGAGGAGCUUGAGGAACGAGAACCUCCACAGGAAAAAAAAGACCAAGAAGAGUUCUGCAUCAGUCAGGAUGAGGAGCAGCUUAAUCUUAGGCAGGAGAUUAAUUCCUUGAAGGAGAUUCCUUGUGAGGAAAAUGAUCACAGUGAAGCAGAUCUAAACAAACAGAAGAGCUUCAGUGUAACUGAGAGUCAGGAUGAAGAAGGAAACCAACAUGAAGAAUCAACAUCAACUACAGAUGAAGAGACAGAGCCACAGAAUAGUGAUCAGAGGAAGAAAAGAGACAGAAGUCAUGUCCAAAAUGUGGACAGCUCUCAAAUGUCAGGAACUCAGUGUAAUUCUGAUGUUAGAAAAAAGUUCAAGAAAGCAACUUUGGCUAAGAAAAGUAAGGCAUCCCCAAAAGACAAGAGAGUUUCCCAUUUAAAGUCUGGUAAAGGAACAAGAACUGCUCAUAAUAUGUCUGCCAACAUGAAAACUAAGUCUGAUAAAGGACCUUAUGUCUGUGAAGAAUGUGGUAAAAGUUGUGGUUCAUUGUCCAAAUUCAGAACUCAUAUGAGGACUCACACAGAAAAUAACCAUUUUACUUGUAAAGAAUGUGACAGAAGUUUUAGUCAAAUAUCUAAUCUCAAAACACACAUGACAGUUCAUACAGGAGAGAAGCCUUUUACGUGUCAAGAAUGUGACAGAAGUUUUAGUCAAAUAUCUAGUCUCAAAACACACAUGAGAACUCAUACAGGAGAUAAGCCUUUUACGUGUAAAGAAUGUGACAGAAGUUUUAGUCAAAUAUCUAGUCUCAAAACACACAUGAGAACUCAUACUGGACAUAAGCCUUUUGAAUGUAAAGAAUGCGAUAAAAGUUUUAGUCUAAUAUAUUAUCUCAAAACACACAUGAGAACUCAUACAGGAGAGAAGCCUUUUAUGUGUAAAAAAUGUGACAAAAGUUUUAGUCAAAUAUCUAGUCUCAAAACACACAUGAGAACUCAUACAGGAGAGAAGCCUUUUACGUGUAAAGAAUGCAGCAGUACUUUUAGUCAAAUAUCUAAUCUCAAAACACACAUGACAGUUCAUACACGAGCGAAAACUUUUAUAUGUAAAGAAUGUGACAGAGGUUUUGGUCUAAGAUCUCAUCUCAAAAUACACAUGAGAACUCACACAGGAGAAAAGCCUUUUCCAUGUGAAGAAUGUGACAAAAGUUUUAGUCGAAUGUCUAGUCUCAAAACACACAUGACAGUUCAUACAGGAGAGAAGCCUUUUAGAUGUAAAGAAUGUGACAAAAGUUUUAGUCAAAUGCCUCAUCUCAAAAUACACAUGAGAACUCACACAGGAGAGAAGCCUUUUAAAUGUAAAGAAUGUGACAGAAGUUUUAUUCUUAUUUCUCAUCUCAAGACACACAUGAGAACUCAUACAGGAGAGAAGCCUUUUCAAUGUAAAGAAUGUGACAGGAGUUUUAGUCAAAUAUGUAAUCUUAAUACACACAUGAGAACUCAUACAGGAGAGAAGCCUUUUACAUGUGAAGAAUGUGGCAGUAGUUUUAGUCAAAUGUCUAAUCUCAAAAAACACAUGAGAUUUCAUACAGGAGAGAAGCCUUUUAUGUGUAAAGAAUGUGACAGAAGUUUUAGUCAAAUGUCUAAUCUUAAUACACACAUGAGAACUCAUACAGGAGAGAAGCCUUUUUCUAGACAAAAAUUGUAAUUGAGAAUAAAUUCAAAAUUUGGAACUUAAAAAAAACAAUGGAAAACUAAAAGCAAUGGCAUCACGAGGAGAAGAAUAUAAGAGUUUAAAUAAGAAAAUUUUAAUAUCAUGAAAAGUCAUUUUUGAAGAAAGAGGCUGGAAUCUUGCAUAGAAUUGGUACACUAAGUUUUUUUAUAUAUUUAACCUCUUUUUUGGUUAUUUUAUUUAACAGACAAUACAAAAACAAGUUUUCCUCCACAGAAAAUUUGCACUUUAAAAAGUGAUUAAAUAUAAUAUUCAAAACUCCAGGGAGUCCUCGCUAAUCUGCUAAACAAGUCAAAAAUUCUUGCCAAGCUACAGUGAGCCUUUAAAUUGUCUAUAUCAUGAAAAACACCCUUUUAUAUAGAUUUAAAGUGUAUUAAACUGUAUUUGUAUAUUUAAAGAAAACACCUGCAAAGUGGUAUUAUGCUCUAUUCAUUUCUGAGCAUUGCUCUCCUACCUUGCUCUCUGAGCUCCACCCCGAACCUAUGAAAUCGACUGGGUCCUCACUUUCAUACGUAUGAAUGUGGGGGAGCAGCUCCUUUCAGGAAGUGUGAAUUUUUUAGCACCGUUCGCAGGCUAAACGCUUUCGAAACACUUUCAUUUAGGGGGGGUAAGCAAGGGAAAACUGUUACUCAGAUUUUAUUAAAAAAUGUUCAUGAAAUACACUUGUAAAUAGAAUGUUUUUAAAAUUAUGACAGUAAUACUUCAUUUUUAAACAAAUGUUAAUGUUGAUUUUAUUUGUAGAUUGUUUGUACUUUUAUGGUAUUGUUAAGGCAACCACUGGUUGUAGUUUAUGUUAAGUCUAUGUGUUACCAUUACAACUAUAGAAAUGUUUAUAUAAAUCUCAAAUUCUUUUUUUACACUUUUUAUGUGAUUCAUUUCAAUAUUGUCUAAAUAUAAAAUGAUUACAGUUUAUAUUUUGUUGAGUCAUGUUAGUAAAUAAUAGUUUAGUCAAGGAAAGGUUUAGUAAAAUGUAUUAAUGAAGAGGUAGAUAAAGAAACAAACUGGUGUUUGUGUUCUUGUGAUUCCUGUUUUCUAGUAGAGAUUAGACGUGUUUCUCUGUUAUUUUUAGUUCUCAAUUUUCUGUUCCAAUCUUUCCUGUGAAGAAUAAAGUGGACGUGAACAUCA
This is a messenger RNA of Oryzias melastigma (Indian medaka), 3252 nucleotides long. RefSeq names its product gastrula zinc finger protein XlCGF57.1-like. The transcript has a single exon. The record is from RefSeq and is a predicted model, not a curated record. Lineage: Eukaryota; Metazoa; Chordata; Actinopteri; Beloniformes; Adrianichthyidae. Gene Ontology annotation, cellular component: nucleus. The coding region runs from base 730 to 2103 and encodes 457 amino acids.